AUGCAUAUUAAAUCAGUUGUUUUGGAGGGAUUUAAGUCCUAUGCUCAGAGGACAGAAGUCAAUGAUUUUGACCCACUCUUCAAUGCCAUCACGGGUUUAAAUGGUAGUGGAAAAUCCAAUAUACUGGACUCCAUAUGUUUCUUGCUGGGCAUCUCCAACCUGUCUCAGGUUCGGGCUUCAAAUUUACAGGAUUUAGUUUACAAAAAUGGGCAAGCGGGCAUUACCAAAGCCUCAGUGUCAAUCACCUUUGAUAAUUCUGACAAAAAGCAAAGUCCUUUAGGAUUUGAAGUACUUGAUGAAAUUGUAGUAACAAGGCAGGUGGUUAUUGGUGGCAGAAAUAAAUACUUAAUCAAUGGAGUAAAUGCAAAUAAUACCAGAGUACAGGAUCUCUUUUGUUCUGUUGGUCUUAAUGUUAACAACCCUCACUUUCUCAUCAUGCAGGGUCGAAUUACAAAAGUAUUGAAUAUGAAACCUCCUGAGAUUUUGUCUAUGAUAGAAGAAGCAGCUGGAACCAGGAUGUAUGAAUACAAAAAAAUUGCUGCUCAGAAAACUAUAGAAAAAAAGGAGGCUAAACUUAAAGAAAUUAAGACGAUACUUGAAGAAGAGAUUACUCCUACUAUUCAAAAAUUAAAAGAGGAAAGAUCAUCUUACUUGGAAUACCAAAAAGUAAUGAGGGAGAUAGAACAUUUGAGUCGAUUAUAUAUUGCUUAUCAGUUUUUGCUGGCUGAAGAUACCAAAGACCGCUCAGCUGAGGACUUAAAAGAAAUGCAAGAUAAAGUUAUAAAACUUCAAGAAGAGUUAUCUGAGAAUGAUGAAAAAAUAAAAGCACUUAGUCAUGAAAUAGAAGAAUUGGAAAAACAGAAAGAUAAGGAAGUUGGAGGUAUACUUCGAUCUUUAGAAGAUGCUCUGACAGAAGCUCAGCGAGUUAAUACUAAAUCUCAAAGUGCCUUUGAUCUAAAGAAAAAAAAUCUCACCAGUGAAGAGAACAAACGUAAAGAACUGGAGAAAAAUAUAGUCGAGGAUUCUAAAACUUUAGCAGCAAAGGAAAAGGAAGUGAAAAAGAUCUCAGAUGGACUGAAUGCCUUUCAAGAAGCCAGCAAUAGAGAUGCUGAAGCUUUGGCUGCCGCACAGCAGCGCUUCAAUGCCGUUUCUGCUGGCCUUUCCAGUAAUGAAGACGGAGCAGAAGCAACUCUUGCUGGCCAGAUGAUGACUUGUAAAAAUGACAUGAGUAAAGCUCAGACAGAAGCCAAACAGGCCCAGAUGAAAUUGAAACAUGCCCAACAAGAAUUAAAGACCAAACAAGCUGAAGUAAAGAAAAUGGAUAGUGGUUACAGAAAGGACCAAGAUGCAUUAGAGGUUGUGAAGAAACUUAAAGAAAAACUUGAAGUUGAAAUGAAAAAACUAAAUUAUGAAGAAAAUAAGGAGGAAAUCCUUCUGGAAAAGCGCAGGCAGCUGUCUCGUGAUAUCAAUAGAUUGAAGGAAACAUAUGAUUCUCUCUUGGCCAGAUUUCCUAAUCUUCGAUUUACUUACAGAGAUCCAGAGAAGAACUGGAAUAGAAAUUGUGUGAAAGGACUUGUGGCUUCUCUGAUUAGUGUGAAAGACACUUCAGCAACCACAGCUUUAGAACUGGUAGCUGGGGAACGACUCUACAAUGUUGUAGUAGAUACAGAGAUUACUGGGAAAAAACUACUGGAGAAAGGGGAGCUGAAGCGUCGAUAUACAAUAAUUCCACUUAAUAAAAUUUCAGCUAGAUCUAUUGCUCCUGAAACUCUGAAGAUUGCUCAAAAUCUUGUAGGCCCCAACAGUGUUCACGUGGCUCUCUCACUUGUUGAAUAUAAACCAGAGCUGAAGAAAGCAAUGGAAUUUGUCUUUGGAACAACUUUUGUUUGUGAUAAUAUGGAUAAUGCAAAGAAAGUGGCCUUUGAUAAAAGAAUAAUGACCAGAACUGUAACUCUAGGAGGUGAAGUUUUUGAUCCUCAUGGGACAUUAAGUGGAGGUGCUCGGUCUCAGGCAGCUUCUAUUUUAACUAAAUUUCAAGAAUUCAAAGAUAUUCAAGAUAAGCUGAAAGUCAAGGAGAAUGAACUGCAGGCCCUAGAAGAAGAAUUAGCAGGUCUUAAAAACACUGCUGAACAAUAUCGCCAACUAAAGCAGCAAUGGGAAAUGAAAACUGAGGAAGCAGAUAUCUUACAAACCAAGCUCCAGCAAAGCUCAUACCAUAAGCAACAAGAAGAAUUAGAUGCUCUUCAGAAAAUCAUUGAGGAAAGUGAAAAGACCUUAAAAAACACCAACGAAAUUCAAAAAAAGGCAGAAGAAAAAUAUGCAAUACUAGAGAAUAAAAUGAAAAAUGCAGAAGCUGAAAGGGACAAAGAACUGAAGGAAGCUCAGAAAAAACUAGAUGAUGCCAAAAUGAAAGCAGAUGCCUCUAGCAAGAAAAUGAAAGAGAAACAGCAGGAAGUUGAAGCUAUCACUCUGGAAUUAGAAGAACUCAAAAGAGAACAUACAUCUUAUAAACAGCAGCUUGAAGCUGUAAUUGAAGCUAUUCAAUCCUAUGAAGGUCAGAUUGAAGUAAUGGCAGCUGAGGUAGCUAAAAAUAAGGAGGUAGUAAAUAAAGCUCAAGAUGAAUUAACCAAGCAAAAAGAAGUGAUAGCAGCCCAAGACAGUGUCAUUAAAACUAAAUGUACAGAAGUGGCAAACUAUAAAGAGCAAAACAAUGCUUCUCAACUAAAAAUUAAGGAACUAGGUCACAACAUCAAGAAACAUAAACAUGAAGCUGAGGACGCUGCUGCAAAGGUAUCCAAAAUGUUGAAAGAUUAUGAAUGGAUUAAUGGUGAAAAGCACCUCUUUGGCCAGCCGAAUAGUGCUUAUGAUUUCAAAACUAACGAUCCCCAAAAAGCUGGUCAGAGACUUCAAAAAUUGCAAGAAAUGAAGGAGAAACUAGGAAGAAAUGUCAAUAUGAGAGCUAUGAAUGUACUAACGGAAGCUGAAGAGCGGUAUAAUGACUUGAUGAAAAAGAAAAGAAUUGUAGAAAAUGACAAAUCGAAAAUUCUUGCAACUAUCGAAGAUCUUGACCAGAAGAAAAAUCAAGCCCUAAAUAUUGCCUGGCAAAAGGUGAACAAGGACUUUGGAUCUAUUUUUUCUACCCUUUUGCCCGGUGCUGAUGCUAAGCUGGCACCACCAGAGGGGCAAACUGUGUUGGAUGGUCUGGAGUUCAGAGUUGCCUUAGGAAAUAUUUGGAAAGAAAACCUGACUGAACUUAGUGGUGGGCAGAGGUCCUUAGUGGCUUUGUCACUGAUACUGUCCAUGCUCCUCUUCAAACCUGCUCCAAUUUAUAUCUUGGAUGAGGUGGAUGCAGCAUUGGAUCUGUCUCACACCCAGAAUAUUGGACAAAUGCUGCGUACUCAUUUCACACAUUCACAGUUCAUUGUGGUAUCCCUAAAAGAAGGAAUGUUCAACAAUGCAAAUGUUCUUUUCAAAACCAAGUUUGUGGAUGGUGUUUCUACAGUUGCCAGAUUUACUCAAUGUCAAAAUGGAAAGACAAAGGAGACAAAAUCCAAAGCCAAUAGACCCAAAUGAUCACCUCUGGAAGGUUUAAAUACAGAUUUACUCCUUCACCUUGGCCUAUAAACAAAUUUUUAAAUAAUUUGGAUCUAAUUUUUUUUAUUUAAAAUGGAAUGUCAUUUUGUUACUUAAUCUGUAUUUUCUCUUUCCUUUGUAUCAUUUAUAAAUGAGCAGAGAUUUCCUCUUAUCUUAUUAGUGUAACUAAUACUGCCGUCUAAUUACUGUGAUUGUGAUUUUAUAUAAAUAUAUCUAUUCAUAAAUGUCUUUUCUUACAUGAAUCUUUUAUAUACUAGAAUCCUGAGAUACCUACUUGGUGGUCAAUUCUGUUUCAAAAGUCAAAAACAAAAAGAAACAGAUUAAUAUUAUAAGAUUGAUGUAGCUGAUAGUCAGCUUUUUAAUUAGUUUGAAU
Suncus etruscus (white-toothed pygmy shrew) is the source of this 3967-nucleotide messenger RNA. RefSeq names its product structural maintenance of chromosomes 2 (gene SMC2). Gene Ontology annotation, molecular function: ATP hydrolysis activity; ATP binding; protein binding. Lineage: Eukaryota; Metazoa; Chordata; Mammalia; Eulipotyphla; Soricidae. The transcript is spliced from 24 exons. Gene Ontology annotation, biological process: chromosome organization. Gene Ontology annotation, cellular component: chromosome. Bases 1 to 3573 code for a protein of 1190 amino acids. The record is from RefSeq and is a predicted model, not a curated record.